Molecule: messenger RNA, 3255 nt
Organism: Closterium sp. Naga37s-1
Lineage: Eukaryota; Viridiplantae; Streptophyta; Zygnematophyceae; Desmidiales; Closteriaceae
Source: the annotation of a GenBank genome assembly
AUGUGCAAAUCUGAGCAGAACCCGCAUCGCAGCUUCCAGGUGAAGCUGUCAGCGAUUGAGAUCUACAACGAGAUUGUCAGGGACCUCCUCAACCCCGACUCCGGGCCCCUCAGGCUCCUAGAUGAUCCCGAGAGGGGCACAGUGGUGGAGCGACUGACGGAGGUGGGCGUGGAGUCCAAGGGGGAGUUGCAGCAGCUGUUGGCGCAGUGUGCGGCGCACAGGGAGGUGGGCGAGACGUCCCUCAACGAUGCCAGCUCCAGAUCGCACCAAAUCAUUCGCCUGCUGGUGGAGAGCUGUCCCAGUGCGGUGUCACCAGCGGCACUACCUCCAUCGCCUCCACCAGCCACGUCAUUGCCUGCAGAUGCUGCUGCCGCCCAAAUGCUCUCGGCUUCGUUGAACUUUGUGGACCUGGCGGGCAGUGAGAGGGCGUCUCAGACGCACGUGGCGGGCACGCGCCUCAAGGAGGGGUGCCACAUCAACAGGAGCUUGCUCACCCUUGCUACCGUUAUCCGCAAGUUGAGCACGGGCAGCAGGGCGAAGGCGGGGCACAUCCCCUACCGGGACUCGAAGCUCACGCGUAUCCUGCAGCAGUCGCUGGGGGGCAACGGGCGCACGGCCAUCAUCACGACUAUUAGUGCGGGCAAGACUCACCUGGAGCAGACGCGCAACACCCUCGCGUUUGCACUCAGGGCCAAGGAGGUCACCAACUCGGCAUGUGUCAACGUGGUGGUGACGGACCGGGCACUGGUGGAGCAGCUGCAGAGGGAGGUGGCGCGGCUGGAGGGCGAGAUGAGGCUGCGCCCGUCGACCGAGCAGUUCCACCAGCAGGCUGUGCGCAUGCACCAGUUGGAGGCGCAGCUGUCGCAGGCAGCGAGGCAGCAGAGCGAGGCGCUGGCGCAGGUGCAGCACCUCACACACGCGCUCUCCGCUGCCUCCUCCUGCCACAGCCGCUCCCAAGGCGGGUCCCACGGCAGGCGACGGGCGCAGGCAGCCUGGCAGAGCGGCAAGGUGCACCCAAUCUCCAGCAUCAACGGCUCAGAAUCAUCCGAUGAUGAGGCGGACGGCUGGGAUCGCUUCACGCCAACCUGCUUCCCAGCAUCCAAGCCGUUGGAUCUCGUCCUGCCCACAUGCUUCCCCGGUAGCUUCACCAGGCGACCCAGACCAAGCAAGCAGCAGAGGGGGAAAGACGCCUCGUUUCAUCCCUCCGCUGCCGCCGCCGCCGCCGCUGCUGGUGCUGCUUCUCCUCCACCUGCUGCAUUUCUUGCAGCCGAUGCGAACGGCAUGCACACACAGGGGGUGAUGGAUGGGAAGGUAGCGCCUGGGGAAGGGGUGGCACAGCUGGCAGGUGGGCUGGUUGUGGGCGGCAGGUGGUUGUCCUCUAGUAACAGUGGCUGCGAUGCUGCAGGGAACGGUCAAACCCGCGGGAUUUCCAAGUCGAGAUUUGCCAGCAGCAGCAGCAUGGGAGGGACGAGGGAGAGAGGCGGGCCUGGUGAAGCGGCCAUGGGGCUGGCUGGGAGGGGAGGAGAGCAGCAGGCGCGUUCAAGUGGACGGAUGACAUGGGAGGAGAGUGCUAGAGGGAGGGAGAGAGGAGGGCAGUGGGAGCAGUACGAGGGAGAGGAGGACGCAGAGGGAGAGCUAAGCCAGAGGAGGAGCGGGAGGCUUGGACGGGACAAGGGAGACUCGUUUGGCAGAGAGAGUGUGUCCCGCCAGUCCCUGCAGUCCCUCCAUUCGCUCCAGUCGCUGGAAGCGUGGGUGGCGGGGGACAGGGCGAGGGAGAGGCGGCGGCGGCGCAAGGCGGUGAGUGCCAAGGUGCUGUCUCUGAUGCAGGAGAUUCAACGCCUGGAGAAGCUGCAGGACGCUCUUGGGGACGACGUGGGGCGGGCCAUGGGGGCGCUGCAGGGGGAGAUGGAGCGCAUGAGAGCCAGGCAGCAUGGGCAGGCGCACGGGCACGGGCAGGGGCACGGGCACGGGCAGGGGCACGGGCACGGGCACGGGCACGGGCAGGGGCAGGGGCAGGGGCACGGGCAGGGGCAGGAGAGUGAGAGUCUGUCAGAGGGAGGUGUUCAAACGCCUCUAAGUCACCUCUCUGGGAUCCUAACGCCCCCGGGCCACUGCGUCCAGGGGGCUACUGGUGGUGGUGCGAGCAGGGAUGGGGAGGAAGGGCGUGGCUCGAUAUCCGAGCUGCUGCAACCCGCCAGCUUGCUCCAGCUGCAUGCAGAGCUCUCGAGGCUCACAGUGAGAGAUGAGAAGGACGCGGAGCGAGGGAGCAACGGAGCUUCUGCGGCUGCUGCUUCUGCUGCUGGUGAUCACGAUGAUUCUGCUGCAAAGGCUGCUGCUUUUCCUGCUGCGGAGGGCGUGAGGGAGCUUCAAGCUGCUGCUGGCGCCGGGGCUGCUGGGAUGGGGUUUGACAUGGGAUGCCUGGCAGACCCUUCUGGCAUGACCCGGUCCUCCUCCCAGGAUCUUCAGCGGAUGGAGUUUCUGUUUCAGUCGGCAGCCGAGGUGAACGUGGCGAGCAUCCGCACGUACGUGCUUGAACUGAAGGAGAUUGUAGCGAAGCUGCACUAUCAGAAGCAGCUGCUGGUGAAGCAGGUGGUGGAGCUGGAGGCGGGUCGACUGGGCGAGGAGGAAGAGGAUGAGAUGGAGGAGGAUGAUGAGGAGGAGGCGGGAGAGGGAGUGGUGGAUGGGGGCUGGGGCAAUGAGGAGGAGGGUAGAGGGAUGGGGAGAGCACAGGGGGGAAGAGAGGUCAAUGCUAACACACGCUGGAGUCAGAAUAUGCAAGAGGAAAGGGUGGUGGUGAGCAGUAGAGAAGGAAGAGGGCGGUGGAACCGAACAACAGCCGGACAUGCUUCAGCACCCGGCAGCAUUCAUCCCUCCUCUUUGACUCCUACACACUUUGGAGCUGACUUCAGGGAGGAGAUGAGGGAGACCGUGGUGCUGUGGGACCGCUGCCAGGUGUCGCUCAUCCGUCGCACGCAGCUGUUCCUCGUGCUGAUGCAAGGAGAGCCGUCGGAUCGGGUGUACCUGCAGGUGGAGAGGCGCCGGCUGCAGUGGCUUGUGCAGCACGUGGGGGAAGCAGGGCACGCAGCCAGCAGGGAGAGGGAGCUGAGGAAGGAGAGGGAGUACCUAGCCCAGCGUAUGACCCAUUGCUUCACACUCCACCACCGCCUCGACCUCUUCCGCCAAUGGGGCAUUGCCACGUCAUCGCGCCAACGCAAGCGCCAGCUGAGUGCCCUUCAGAGGAUAAAGGCCACGUAG